AUGCGUGUGAUACCACAAGGACAGAUUCGCCUUGGCAAUAAAGUGACUAUCGAAUGCAGGAGCAGCAGCAACACAUACAGAUUAACUGAUUGUGGGCUCUAUAAAACCAACCUAGAUUCUUCAUGGUCCUUGUCUGGGAUCCAAUAUGUCAUUGAAAGUGCUACAACACUGGAUGAAGCGAACUACACCUGUCAAUGCAAUGUCUACAGUGCAGACUCUCGCCAGUAUCGGACUACAGAAUUAAGUCUUCCUUUUAAUUUACUGCUGAACCGAAAUUUAGAAAAGCCACAGAUACUUGUGAGAUGCAUGGAAGGGAUAAACACUUGCAGUAAAAUGAUGAUCGAAUGCAGAAUCAGUCACUACACAUUGAAAGAGUGCUGGUUCCAUAAAGAUGGUGAAGGGCAAACACGUUAUUCAAACUCCAACAUUAACUCUGGGAUUCAGUAUGUCAUUCAGAGUGUUACAAGCGCGGAUGAAGGGCCCUACACCUGUGAGUGCAACAGUGUACAAGAUACAUCUACACAGACAAGUGACCCUGCUUAUUUAUUCAUAAAGCGAGUAUACAUGAAAACACGGCUUCAAAUCAUGACCUCUAGUUCUUUUCAAUGUGCAACUGUGAUGGGUGUUACUCAUCGACAUAAAGUCAGUGAAGAUGAAGCUGUCCUGUCUUUGGUUCCGCAGUCUGUAUAG
Molecule: messenger RNA, 690 nt
Organism: Protopterus annectens (West African lungfish)
Lineage: Eukaryota; Metazoa; Chordata; Ceratodontiformes; Protopteridae
Exons: 3
Coding region: 1-690 (229 amino acids)
Source: RefSeq, a predicted model, not a curated record